GAGCCCGUAAUUCAUUAGGAGCGGCCUCAGUGCGUAAUGAGCCGCCGCCGCGAGCACGCUGCGUCCUCUGCGAGAGGUGGAACCGUGGCAGGGGCGAAACGACCCAGCAGGCUGCGCCUAGAAGCGACCCGAGGACGGUAUAAAAGUGGUCCAGCGCCCGCCUGCAGUCAGAGAGCGCGCAGACAGACGCACGCACGGACGCACGCACGGACGGAGGCAGGCGGAGCGCACAGAGUCGAGGGGGGCGACCCGCACUUUGAGCAGGUUUAUCUUCACGCGUCGCGUCUCACUCGUGGGUAGAGACAGAGGACGAGGCGGCGGUUCCCUUCGGGUCACUCGUGAUUCUCCGGUAGCGCGCACAAAGUUCCCGUUUGUUUCCGUCACGCCUGCGAUGCGCGUCUCCUGCGGCGGACCCGCGGCCGUUUGACGCGUCCGCCUCCGCAGCCGGACCCACCGCGCCGGCGUGUUCUCCAACCGGGCCAGCUCGGGCUCGUCGGAACUUUCGCGGUCGCGCUUUCGGUGCCGAGGACAUGGGGCCGCGCCGACGGGACAGCGUGUCCGCGCUGUGCGGAGAAAGUUUGCUUUGGACCGCGCUGCUUCUGUGGCUCACGGCGUUUGUUGACGGCACCUGGAAGACGGGACUUUACAAAAGCUACUCCACCGGGACGCAGCUGAGCAGAGACCAGAGCGCAGCCUCGCACACUCCGAUCUACCAGAAGAGGAACUGGUGUCCUCACACGGUCACGAAGACGGUGAGCUGCCAGGUGCAGAACGGGACGGUGCUGCAGCGCGUCUACCAGACGUGCCGCUGGCCUCAGGGGUGCACGGGAGGCAGCUACAGGACCGUGGUGAGGCCGUCCUAUAAGGUGGUGUACCGCUCGCUGACGUCUCUGGAGUGGAGAUGCUGUCCAGGAUUCAGCGGCACGGCCUGUGAGGAAGAUGCAGGGAACCAGCUUGUGGCUCAGGAGGCCAUAAGGAAAGCCUCCACUCUACGCCGCCCAGCUGCACGGACAGGAGACGCCACCUCCAACUGUCUGAACUGCAGCCGGAUCUCAGCUCUGGGUGACAGGCUGAACUCACUGGAGGCAAAGGUCCAGUUACUCACUGGCCCAGCUUCCAUGUCACAUCGCCACCUCCAGGCCAAAGGAGAAACUGCCCCAGAGGCCUCGUUGCUGAGGGGGGCCGUGCCCGCUCAGGGAGCUCCUGGUGAGCAGGGACCUGCAGGGCCUCAGGGUGAGAAGGGCAGAGAUGGGUUCCCUGGCAGAGAUGGGAAGCCAGGGUCUCGAGGGCUGCCAGGUCCCACUGGGCCUCGGGGGGAGGCUGGAGGGAGGGGCCCUUCUGGAGCCCCGGGAUCAAAGGGAACCCCAGGACCCGCAGGCCCCCGUGGACCACCAGGACUUCCAGGAGAGAGGGGUCUACCGGGCCCACCUGGUCCCCCGGGACCCGCCAGUGCCCACAUCCCAGAACCAGACCACAAUCGUGGAAAAGACCCCUUCUUCACCAACACUUUCCAUGACUCACGAGCGGUGCCUGUUCCAGGACCUCAGGGUCCUCCCGGGCCCAUCGGUCCUCCAGGUCCUAAAGGCCCAGCAGGACCUCCUGGCCCAGCAGGACAGAGUGGAAAACCUGGAGCUCCUGGAACAGCGGGGCCUGUGGGGCCAAAGGGAGAACGGGGAGAGAGAGGUCCUUUAGGUUACCCUGGAGAGAGAGGGUUCAGAGGCGAGCCGGGAGCCCCGGGACCCAAGGGAGAGCCAGGAGAGAAGGGCUUACCGAGCAAUCUAAAUGGGGACGGAAUACAUCAGAUCAGAGAGGCGCUGAAGAUCUUAGCCGAGAGGGUUUUAAUCCUUGAGACUAUGAUCGGUAUUCAUGAGCCUGAUCUAGGGUCUGGGGACGGACCAUUUGGUACAGCCUCCCCUAGUUUCUACAGAGAUAAACGAGCAGGUGUGCUUCCAUAUCGACCUGCUUCUCCUCUGUCCUCCAACACCAAGGUUCAAGGGAAGUAGCCUCCCCACUCACCCUGAGGAUCACAGGCUGGCUUGACUCCCCCUUCUCUAGUUUUCAUCGUCACUCAACAGAGUUAGAGCCUAUCUAUAGCCUCUCUGGGAUUUACUGUAAGAUUUAGGAUGGGGGACACCUCAGGGAAACUCCACUGAUACUCCAUAACGUCCUCCUCCAUCAGGAACCUGAGAAGUAGCUUGACCCCCACACUUAUCUCUGCAUAAUACGCCCAGCAGCUCCUCCUGUAUCUAAUUUCUUUUGCUGCAGAACUAAAGUCUAAAAACAAACAUGUUCAUGUUUGAAUAAAAGGAAAACCUCCAUCUGUGGUGCUCCUGAAGCUGCAAGCAGUUGUGGACAUAAUAAGGGUCAUAUAGAGUAAUCAAUUAAAGGACAAAUCAGAUGUGAGAAGAGAGACUGAAUUUUGAGUUUUCAUUGCCUCACAAUGUAACUGCAGUCUGAAAGUUUUAAUUAUUUAAGUAUAUUGAGCAUGUACAGUUGCAGGACACGACUACACAAAUAAACCUCUUCUUCUAGUAUUAAUUGUGUUAUACUUCUAUCAUAUUGUUUAAGUCAAUGUUAUAUAGUGCACUAAAAUGAUGAAGUCAUUGCUACUCUAACUCAGAUGUGUGUUCCUAACGGUUAAUAGUAGUUUUCUGGUGUGAGUGUUUCUUCCCAUCAAACUACACGCUGAUGAAAUGGUUUCAUAUGCAAUACGAUAUUUACAUCUAAUCCGUACAAAGAAAUGCAUGAACUUUCGUAUUUGGUUUUGGCUGCUUAUCAGCAAAAACAGUCAUUAAUUAUUUAUGGCCGUAUUCUGGAAACAAAACAAGUUGAAAUCAAAACAACUCACUGCAAACGUGGUUGAAGCACUUCAUUCAACAUCUUCAACACACACAACCACACACAGAGGAAACUAAACUGUUAAGAGGACGUGAACAUAUUUUUACCACUGUUGUUGGUAAACUGCUUAAACUGUUCUGAUGAGGAGACUUGAUAAUUGUUUUUCAUCUUAUAUAUCAAACUUAUUGUGAAUCUAUUUAAAAUGAUCAACUGUAGUUUAUUUUGUAUGCUGUUGUGUAACCGUUUGAUAUUUUGAACCUUUUUUCUGUGGUAUUGUGUUAAGAUAAUCAUGUCUAAAUGAUCGGUGUAAUAAAUAAUGUUCACUGUUUUUUAACACCUCA
Messenger RNA from Betta splendens (Siamese fighting fish), 3179 nucleotides. RefSeq names its product EMI domain containing 1 (gene emid1). The record is from RefSeq and is a predicted model, not a curated record. The coding region runs from base 531 to 2003 and encodes 490 amino acids. Gene Ontology annotation, molecular function: protein binding. NCBI's taxonomy places the organism in Eukaryota, Metazoa, Chordata, Actinopteri, Anabantiformes, Osphronemidae. The transcript is spliced from 17 exons.